CUCGGCAUGGCUGCGGCUGAGGAACCGCGGCCUCCCCUCAGCCUGUGGGAGCAAAUCUGCGCAGAAUAUGAAGCAGAACAGCCUCAACAUCCUGACAGUAUUAAACAGAAAGAGGAGCCCUUGCCUUUCAUUCAGGCUCCUCUGAUACCUUUAAGUGCUGAUGAGGGUGAAUCACCAACUGAGGAAUGGGUUCCUUUGGGGCCCCCUUCUCCCAUCAUGAUCCUGCCAUCGCCUGAACUACCCAAUCUGAAAACAUGUUCUCCAAGAGAAUUUUUAGAACACUUUAUAUUUCCAGUGCUUCUCCCAGGGAUGACGGAACUGUUGCAUCAGGCUAAGAAGGAAAAAUGUUUUGAGAGAAAAAGGACAAAAUUUAUUGCCCUUGAUUUCCUGACUGAAUGGUUGUACAACCACAAUCCACAGAGGAAAGAUGAACCAUUUGUAGAAUUCUUUGAGAUCCCCUUUGUGAAGGAUUGGCUAAAGGAUCAUCCUAGACCACCAGUUCCAAUUUCUCUGCUGUUAUCUGAAGAGGAAGCAGGCAUCAUAAUUCAGUCGUUUUGGAGGGGUUAUCGGGUCCGCUGUGAACUAGAGGUUCAAGAAUUACGUCAGUGGCAAAAACAUCUGAGAGAAACCAAGAACAUUACAAAACGGGUGCAAGAGUUCUGGGUCAGACAAGAGAAAAAAAUGGGAACCAAGAUAGAAGAGUCAACACAGCCCUCACCAAUUCAAUCAAAAAAUUCACUACUGGAACUUGCCCCUGCCUCCACCUCCCAGAUCACAGAGAAGGAUGAGAGCCUGAAUCUGCAUUGACAAUGUUUGUAGGCCAUCCCCCUCCCGGGGGUGGGGGUGGGAGGAAGGAGUUGGGCCUUAAUGUGCUGUUUAAUUAUGCUGUCAAAAAACUCCUUAUCAGCUGCUGACUGAUAGGAAUUUUUACCUGUAUCAGAGUGUUAAUACAGACCUGAAGCACCUAACCAGUCUAGUCUUUCAAAGUUGAACUCCAUCCAACAGAACCAAGAAGUCAGUUCUCAUCUCAUAUAAUCCAAGAGUCCUGUAACCUGAGCUUGAUCUCAUCAAAUUCAGUGUGAUGGACCAAACCUGGCCAUUUUGGUUUAAGUGGAGGCUGUGAAUUGGGUUGAAAGUGAUCAAUGAUCCAGGCAUCAACUGAAGUUCUGACAGAGCUAGUGCUGUAAUCUUCAUAGGAUGCUGGGGGAGAUAAAUGUCCAUUGUAUUCUCCUAAAAAUUUCUGUUAGAGGGAACAGAAGACAAUCGGGGGUUUCUACCCAGUUUUCACACUAUCGUAUAGUAAUAAAGAGCCUGCUGAAGCUGGGAAUGUCAAUCCAGCUGUUUUCUGCUGCCCCCCUGCUUAAACACACACCAAUGUCAAGGCAGUAUGAUCUAAUCAAACUCAUCCAUUUAAGUGGAACCCUUUGUCCUGGAGUUAAAACUUUUGCAGGAGUCACAGGCACACAACAAGAUGGCCACUGCUUUUAAAAACAAGUUCAAGCAUCCUUGGUCACCAUGAGCGUGUCAUCAGAGUUAACUGAAGGUUCUGCUGUCCCCAGUUCUUCUGAACAGCUGGCAGCCUCUCAUCUUCAGAAACUGGGGCUGCAGACCACAGAACGUUGCAGCAGCUAGGACCGCUAG
Messenger RNA from Eublepharis macularius, 1641 nucleotides. RefSeq names its product IQ motif containing K (gene IQCK). The transcript has 9 exons. Gene Ontology annotation, molecular function: protein binding. Bases 7 to 807 code for a protein of 266 amino acids. The record is from RefSeq and is a predicted model, not a curated record. Lineage: Eukaryota; Metazoa; Chordata; Lepidosauria; Squamata; Eublepharidae.